AUGAAUAAACAUGUAUUUUGGCUGCUAUUUGCAUCCUUGCUACUGCGAAUUGGCUUUUUUGCUUAUGGUAUAUUCCAAGAUGCAAAUUUCGAGGUGAAAUAUACUGAUAUCGAUUACUUUGUUUUCCAUGACGCUGCGGGCUACGUUUUCAAUGGAGAGUCACCAUAUCUGAGAGACACUUAUAGAUAUACCCCACUUUUAAGCUGGUUGCUUUUACCCAACUAUUAUACACAAUGGAUUCAUAUGGGAAAGAUCUUCUUCAUUUUAUUUGAUUUAAUUACUGGUGCUAUCAUCAUAAAACUACUUGAUGGUACUUGUCAAUUGAAGAAACAAUUGUGUUUAGCAUCUAUCUGGUUAUUAAAUCCAAUGGUUAUAACCAUUAGUACCAGAGGAAAUGCAGAAUCUGUACUUUGUUUCCUGAUCCUUUGCUCAUUUUAUUUCUUGAAACGUAAUGAGCUAGUUUUAGCUGGUUUAUUUUAUGGUCUUUCAAUUCACUUCAAGAUUUAUCCGAUAAUAUAUGCCUUACCUAUUGCUCUAUUCAUAUUUUUGUCUGCAAAGUCGGGGAGGAUUAUGAGACUUAUAACCAUCGGACUGUCAACACUUAUAGGGUUGCUCGUACCAACAUAUGCUAUGUUCAAAAUUUACGGCACUGAAUUUGUGAAACAUUCGUAUACAUAUCAUUUUGCGAGAACAGAUCAUAGGCACAAUUUUUCUAUUUGGAACUUUGUUCUACUUUUAGAGUCUGCGGAUAUACGUCUAUUCGACAAGGUGGAAUUCGCUAAGUUUGCAUUUGUUCCACAACUGCUCUUGUGCGCGGCACUUCCAUAUCUCUUGUUUAAAUCCCCAAAUUUCGAAACAAUGCUUAAUGUCACAUUUUUACAGACAUUUGCAUUUGUAACGUUUAACAAGGUUUGUACUUCGCAAUACUUUAUAUGGUACAUGGUACUAUUGCCAUUCUAUCUCGCAAACACAACGCUAAAUUGGAAAAAUGGCGCUAUUUGCAUUUUAGCAUGGAUUGCAUCACAGGCAGUUUGGCUUUCACAAGCCUAUAGACUUGAAUUCUUAGGUCAAAAUGUCUUCUUCCCGAAUCUCUUAAUAGGGAAUGUCAUAUUCUUCUUAAGUAACGUCUACUUAUUGGACAUCUAUCUGUCAGAUAUUAAGUUGAGAUCAAGACCUUCUCCUCAUGAAUUAGAAAAGAAGAAGAAUUAA
Messenger RNA from Kluyveromyces marxianus DMKU3-1042, 1209 nucleotides. RefSeq names its product glycosylphosphatidylinositol-alpha 1,4 mannosyltransferase I (gene GPI14). Gene Ontology annotation, molecular function: alpha-1,4-mannosyltransferase activity; GPI mannosyltransferase activity. NCBI's taxonomy places the organism in Eukaryota, Fungi, Ascomycota, Saccharomycetes, Saccharomycetales, Saccharomycetaceae. The record is from RefSeq and is a predicted model, not a curated record. Gene Ontology annotation, biological process: GPI anchor biosynthetic process. Gene Ontology annotation, cellular component: glycosylphosphatidylinositol-mannosyltransferase I complex; membrane. The coding region runs from base 1 to 1209 and encodes 402 amino acids. The transcript has a single exon.